AUGGCCGAGCCCAAGUGCAACGGCGACGAGCAUCCUCCUGAUGCCGUCCAGACACAACUCAUCACGAUCACCGAUACCGGAGGCAUCACAACGGCCGAUUUCGAAGGCAACGCUCUUUAUGGUCUCUUGAAGGUCAAUGAUGUUGCGAUUAGCACACCUAUGCAGAAGUCGAUGGAGUUGCUCACUCGCCCAUGGAAGGAAUCGCUGGAUGUUUCCUUCGAAUUCUUCGGAAGCCCCGACGACUUUGGAUCCACUCACCUCAAGCUAUCUGCUCGCGGAUUUGAGGGGUUUGGUGACGAACAAGUCGGAAGCAUCACGAUCUGGUCCAAGCACAUGACCGAGAACAAAGUUGAAGAAGAGAAGCAGACGAACAAGCUGCUCGUGAAGGGCCAAGAUGGUCUACGCAUGCACGCACAGCUGCAGUCUCUUCGAAAGACUAUGGACAUUGACUCUGAGCAACACGGGGGACUUUACUUUCCGUCGCGAAUCUUGGAAGACAUCAACGCAACGUCGACCAUCAUCCGUGGCCGAGCUCAGUUGGAUGCGAAGUUAGAUCCUCUUGCUCGCUUUUUUACCCAUGCACCUGUGGCCAAGACCCUUACCAUGGGACAACUCCCCGCUCCUGGAGAGGAUGGGUUUCCGGACACUGAAGUCGCCGCUCGAGUUUUACACUUUGCGACUGACUCCCAGUAUCUGCUCUACAACGUCGCUGGAGCGUACUACGAUGAACAUCUGCAAUGGCAGGCCCUGCAAGAACUCGCUAUUCAGAAACGCCAAGGGCAAUGUCGCCAGAUGUCGCAAGAUGAGCUGAACGAGGUUGUUCCCAACUCCACUGAAAGCAAUCAACCCGACAGAGCGAAGUGGCUCGAGCGCGUGGUGGGAUGGGCGUUUGAGCAUGAAGACCUCUUCGUCAAAGCCUACGAGCUUGCCAAGGCUGAGCCCAGCGAUGGUACUUGA
This is a messenger RNA of Fusarium vanettenii 77-13-4, 957 nucleotides long. RefSeq lists its product as uncharacterized. The record is from RefSeq and is a predicted model, not a curated record. The transcript is spliced from 5 exons. NCBI's taxonomy places the organism in Eukaryota, Fungi, Ascomycota, Sordariomycetes, Hypocreales, Nectriaceae. Bases 1 to 957 code for a protein of 318 amino acids.